AUGGAUCGCGACCAAUUCAGGGCCGCUGCGCAUGCGGCGAUCGACGAAAUCAUCGACUACUUCGACGGUCUUCCCUCCCAGCGUGUUGUUCCGACCAUUGAACCAGGCUACCUUCGCCCCUUGAUUCCCGAGAAUCCUCCGGAAGAACCAGAGCAAUGGUCCCAGAUCCAGGCAGAUAUUGAGACAAAAAUCAAGCCGGGCCUGACUCACUGGCAAUCUCCCAACUUCAUGGCUUUCUUUCCGGCCGGUGUGACGUACCCCAGCAUCUUGGGUGAGAUGUACUCGGCCGCUUUCACCGCCCCCGCUUUCAACUGGCUCUGUUCCCCUGCUUGUACAGAGUUGGAGACGAUCGUAAUGGAUUGGAUGGCCAAGGCAUUGGGUCUCCCGGAAUGCUUCUUGAGCAGCUCGGAAAACAAGGGAGGUGGUGUCAUUCAAGUCACUGCUAGUGAUGCAGUCGCGACGGUGAUGAUCGCUGCUCGUGAGAGGAGGGUGCGCGAACAGGCAUUAGCCGAGGGUCUCAAGGACGGAACCGUCGAAUAUGAGGAUCGAGUGAUGGAGCUGAGACCGAGACUGGUGGCACUGGGUAGUAAUCAGGCACAUAGCAGCACCGCGAAAGGCGCACUGCUUGCUGGAACGAGGUAUCGCAGCGUCACUGCGCGGCUAGAGGACAAUAUGGAAAUGACUGGACCACGGUUACGAGAGGUACUCGAGCAGUGCGACAAGGAUGGGCUCACCCCUUACUACAUCACGCUUGGCAUGGGUACGACCAACACUUGCGCGUUGGAUCGCUUUGCGGAGAUAAAGGCUGUACUGAAGGAGAAGCCGCACUGGCAGCGAAUCUGGGUACAUAUCGACGCUGCCUACGCCGGUGCUGCGCUUGUUGCGGACGAAUGGCAGUAUAUCGCGAAGGACUUUGCGGAAGGUGUUGACAGUUUCAAUAUGAACAUGCACAAGUGGUUGCUUGUGAACUUUGACGCAAGCUGUCUAUAUGUACGCAAUCGCUUUGACCUCACAGACGCCCUCGAUAUUACUCCCGCCUACUUGCGCAACCCCUACUCCGAGACUGGCCGGGUCAUCGACUACCGCAACUGGUCCAUUUCUCUUGGUCGGCGAUUCCGCGCACUGAAGAUUUGGUUUGUCAUGCGCAGCUAUGGGCUCAGCGGCAUGAAAGCCUACAUUCGCAAGACCAUUGGACUCGGUAACAUCUUUGCCGACCUGAUACGCAGCCGAUCGGAUCUAUUCGAGAUCAUCACCAAACCUGCAUUCUGCUUGACUGUCUUCCGAAUCAAGAGCCCCAAGCUUCAACCAAAUCAUGAGUCCUCGGUGCCUCAGAUUGACGACGCUUCAAACGCCAUAACUAAGGAGGUAUACGAGCUCGUCAAUUCCCGGGGUGAGAUUUUCAUCACCUCGUCUGUCAUUGCAGGUGUAUACGCCAUCAGGGUGGUAAGCGCCAACCCUGCAGCCGAGGAGAAGUACCUCCGGCGCGCGUUUGAGAUUCUGGUUCAAACAACCGAAGAGGUGCUCCACAAGCAGCAGUAA
Molecule: messenger RNA, 1539 nt
Organism: Aspergillus lentulus
Lineage: Eukaryota; Fungi; Ascomycota; Eurotiomycetes; Eurotiales; Aspergillaceae
Product: putative aromatic-L-amino-acid decarboxylase
Biological process (GO): carboxylic acid metabolic process; amino acid metabolic process
Cellular component (GO): cytoplasm
Molecular function (GO): pyridoxal phosphate binding; carboxy-lyase activity
Source: RefSeq, a predicted model, not a curated record